GCGGUGAUUCGGUGGGGGGAGGGGCGGGAAGGGUCAGAGGCUGGGGCAAGUUUAUUUUAACGUUUUGAGCGUAAUAGUGGAUGGUUUGAAUGUUUAUUCUUUCCUCCCUUCUCUUAGUUACAGUUGAAGUAGGUGGUGUUGAGAAUCUGUAAGGGUCCCAGUGCAGGUUUCCAGUGGAGCCAUGGAGUUUGAAGAGUCGGGGAUCAGGGAGGAGUGUGGCGUGUUCGGCUGCGUUGCUACCGGCGAGUGGCCGACUCACUUGGAUGUCCCUCAUGUUAUCGCCCUGGGGCUGGUGGCACUGCAGCACAGAGGUCAGGAAAGUGCUGGAAUUGUGACAAGCAAUGGAGGUUCCCCACCAUUAUAUAUGACGCACAAGGGAAUGGGCCUCAUAAAUAGUACUUUCCGUGAAGAACAAAUACAAAAACUUCGCAAUGGGAGCCUGGGAAUAGGACACACACGAUAUUCCACAUCGGGUAUUUCUGAAUUGCAGAAUUGUCAGCCAUUUGUAGUGGAAACUCUUCAUGGGAAGAUCGCUGUCGCUCACAAUGGAGAAUUAAUUAAUGCAAAAAAGUUAAAAAUGAAGGUACUACGACAUGGAGUUGGCUUAUCAACUAGCUCUGACAGUGAGCUAAUCAUACAGCUUCUGGCUUUGACUCCACCAAAGGAGGAAGCUGAUACACCUGACUGGGUGGCCAGGAUUAGAAAUUUGAUGACUGCAACACCUACCUCUUAUUCAAUGCUGCUUAUGUACAAAGAUGUGAUUUAUGCUGUCCGUGAUCCUUAUGGGAAUCGUCCCCUGUGUCUUGGCUGCCUUGUCCCAGUUUCUAAACUGCACAGUUCAGGAGAACCAGUUACUGAAACAGAAACUGAAGGAUGGGUAGUUUCUUCUGAGUCGUGUAGUUUCCAAUCUAUUGGAGCCAGAUAUUUUCGUGAAAUAUUACCAGGAGAAAUUGUACAGAUCUCUAAGAAUGGUAUCCAGACACUUGACCUUGUACCAAGGGCUGGAGGAGAUCCACCUGCUUUCUGUAUCUUUGAGUAUGUUUAUUUUGCCAGACCUGACUCCAUAUUUGAAGGACAGAUGGUAUAUACAGUCAGGCAGCGUUGCGGGCGGCAGCUUGCCGUUGAGGCACCUGUCGAUGCAGACUUGGUCAGCACCGUUCCAGAAUCUGCAACUCCAGCAGCACUUGGUUAUGCACAAGAGGCAGGACUUCCUUAUGUAGAAGUACUCUGUAAAAACCGGUAUGUAGGGAGAACAUUCAUUGAACCAAAUACAAGAUUGCGGCAACUUGGAGUGGCACAAAAAUUUGGAGCCUUGAGUGAUAAUUUUGCUGGGAAGCGGAUUGUGCUGAUCGAUGAUUCGAUUGUGCGUGGAAAUACUAUUUCUCCAAUCAUUAAAGUCCUGAAGGAUGCAGGUGCCAAAGAGGUACACAUCCGUGUCGCUUCACCUCCAAUAAGAUUUCCUUGUUACAUGGGAAUUAACAUUCCAACAAAAGAAGAACUGAUUGCCAAUAAAUCAGAAUUUGAAGACCUUGCAGGCUAUAUAGGAGCAAAUAGUGUGGUUUAUCUCUCCGUUGAUGGAUUAGUAUCUGCUGUGCAAGAGGGGAUUAAGAGCCUGCGAACAAAUUCCAUCCUAAAUAAUACUGAAAAUGACAAAAAAUCUCCUAGACAAACGGGUCACUGCACAGCUUGUCUCACAGGAAAAUAUCCUGUGGAGCUUGAAUGGUGAAGUUACUUUGAUUUUAUAGUUCUGAGUGAUUCACCUGAGAUUUUUUUUUCAGAUUUGACUAUACCCUAUAAGGAUAUAAUGGUGCUCUGUUAUUUUCUGGUUAGCAUCCAUAAAUAAGUCUUUUCUCAUUUGUUUAUUGAUUGAGUCUCUAGGUGUUUCCAUGGAUGCCUGUAUUUUUUAUAAGUUGUGCCACUAUUAUAUACACUAUGAAUACAUAAAUCAACAUCGUCAAAUACAUUCUGUUUGCAUUCCAUGGUACAUUGCAACUAAGAAUGUGUUCCUCAAUUGUAGAGUUUCUUGAGGAACAUCAAAUGAAUUACUGUUGUUGGAAACCACUCUAACUGCAAAGAGCAAACACGUUUUCAACUGUUGUCAAAAUAUUUCCAAAUUAAUUGAAUGAAAGAUAAUUCACUUUCUGAUGCAAUAGUUUAAUGUGAAGGAGCUCAACUAUGCAGGAUGUGUUUUAUGAGAUCCGAUUCAUAAACUACAAGUGUGUUGUAGCCUUGAACAGAGUGUGUGUGUGUGUGUGUUUUUCCACCUUUCUAGGGUUUCACUUGAAUUUUGUCUUUAACCACCCUUAAACCUGGAGAAUUUUGCUGUGUGAAUUUUUGACACAUGGGUAGGCAUGGUGCUGUGUAAUGUAGCACUAGAAUAAAGGUUAUAUAAUGCAAUCAGCUGACAGGAAUUUACAGCCAAAUUAUCAUUUUUGUUUGAUAUGUACAUCAAUCCAUUGAGUUACAAUUGAAUGUUUACAGCACAUUUAGAGUUUUUUCAUCUAAACCUUGGACUGGUUGUCCUGGCUCAAUAUCUACUUAAAUUGACAAAGGUUUAAAAAUGGAAAAGCCAUCAAUUUUUAAAGAUCAGAAGUGUCCUUCUAACUUUACAGAUUAUCUGGUAGUAUAUUAGUUGUAUAUUUGUAUUCUAGAAUACCAAUUAAUGGAAUUAUGCACAGCACAUUGAGAAUGCAAUCCUGUCUCUGUCUAAGCAAAAAAAACUUUCAGGGGAUGUACCUAAAGGAGUCAUAUUGAUUCCAUUAAUUCCUUUCUGGACAUAAUCAAGUGUAAGAAAAAAACAAAAUUAACUUUUCCUCCUUCGUCACUGGGAACUUGUAUUAAGAUGAUUUAGUGUAAAAAUAAUUUGUAUUUCUGGAACUUCUACCAGUGCAUCAUUUGUUUUGAUACAUUGUAACUUAACUUUUCUUUUGGAACACUAACUAUAUUGUUACAGAAGAUGAAACUAGUAAACCUUCAAAUAACUUUUAACGAAACCAAUUCAAUUUUUUUUACCUUCUAGCCAUAACUUUGCAUGGCAAUACCCCCCAGUUAAGUAUUCUGUAGGUGUGACAUAUCCAUGUUGGAAAAUUGAAAUUGUUUCUUUGUCCUACAUAAAUAGAUGUCUAGCUCCCUAUCCAUUGCUUUUACAAUGGCGUCAGUUUGAUGUUUACAUUCCCUUUGCUUUGAAUGAGUUUGUAAUUGAAUAACUUCUGUUUGCGCACAUUUGUGACCUUUGGAUUCUGAGUAAUAAUCUUCUUCAGUUCCACUUGGGAAUUUUAAAUAAAAAACAUUAAGGUUCAGAUUUUGUGAUAAGUUGGCGAAAAGAUUGUACCUGCCACUGACAGCAAAUAAAGCUACCUACAAA
This is a messenger RNA of Carcharodon carcharias (great white shark), 3364 nucleotides long. RefSeq names its product phosphoribosyl pyrophosphate amidotransferase (gene ppat). Bases 182 to 1726 code for a protein of 514 amino acids. NCBI's taxonomy places the organism in Eukaryota, Metazoa, Chordata, Chondrichthyes, Lamniformes, Lamnidae. Gene Ontology annotation, biological process: purine nucleobase biosynthetic process; purine nucleotide biosynthetic process. Gene Ontology annotation, molecular function: amidophosphoribosyltransferase activity. The record is from RefSeq and is a predicted model, not a curated record. The transcript has 11 exons.